CGCGCGGUUAUUUAUUUAUUUCCGGGCCCGGAGCGCUUAUAAUGGAGCCGCUGUCAGCAGAACCCUCUGCUGCCGCCGCCGCCGCCGUCCCUCCUCUUUUUUUUCCCGGCAGAUCUUUGUUGUGUGGGAGGGCAGCAGGGAUGGACUUGAGCUUGCGGAUCUCCUGCUAGAGCAGCCGCGCUUGGAGAGGGCGCCGGAGCCGCGAGGAGGAGCCGCCGCCGCCGCCGCCCCGAGGCCCCGCCGGACCCGGCCUCCGUCCGCCCGCGCCCCCGCUCGGCCCGCUCGCCCCACGCCUCCCGGCAGAGUCCCCUCGCGGCGGCAGAUGUGUGUGGGGUCAGCCCACGGCGGGGACUAUGGUGAAAUUCCCGGCGCUCACGCACUACUGGCCCCUGAUCCGGUUCCUGGUGCCCCUGGGCAUCACCAACAUAGCCAUCGACUUCGGGGAGCAGGCCUUGAACCGGGGCAUUGCUGCUGUCAAGGAAGAUGCAGUGGAAAUGCUGGCCAGCUACGGGCUGGCGUACUCCCUAAUGAAGUUCUUCACAGGUCCCAUGAGUGACUUUAAAAAUGUGGGCCUGGUGUUUGUGAACAGCAAGCGAGACAGGACCAAAGCUGUCCUGUGCAUGGUGGUGGCUGGGGCCAUCGCUGCCAUCUUUCACACCCUGAUAGCUUAUAGUGACUUAGGCUACUACAUUAUCAAUAAACUGCACCAUGUGGAUGAGUCGGUGGGGAACAAAACGAGAAGGGCCUUCCUGUAUCUUGCUGCCUUCCCUUUCAUGGAUGCAAUGGCGUGGACCCAUGCUGGCAUUCUCUUAAAACACAAAUACAGCUUCCUGGUGGGAUGUGCCUCCAUCUCAGAUGUCAUAGCUCAGGUCGUUUUUGUAGCCAUUUUGCUUCACAGUCACCUGGAAUGCCGAGAGCCCCUGCUCAUCCCGAUCCUUUCCUUGUACAUGGGUGCCCUUGUGCGCUGCACCACCCUGUGCCUGGGCUACUACAAGAACAUCCACGACAUCAUCCCCGACAGGAGUGGACCAGAGCUGGGGGGAGAUGCAACAGUAAGAAAGAUGCUGAGCUUCUGGUGGCCUUUGGCUCUCAUCUUGGCUACACAGAGAAUCAGUAGGCCUAUUGUCAACCUCUUUGUUUCCCGGGACCUUGGUGGCAGUUCUGCAGCUACGGAGGCAGUGGCAAUUUUGACAGCCACGUACCCCGUGGGCCACAUGCCAUAUGGUUGGUUGACGGAAAUCCGCGCUGUCUACCCUGCUUUUGACAAGAAUAACCCCAGCAAUAAGCUGGCCAACAGCAGCAGCACAGUCGCAGCAGCCCACAUCAAGAAGUUCACAUUCAUCUGCAUGGCCUUAUCGCUGACGCUCUGUUUUGUCAUGUUCUGGACCCCUAACGUUUCUGAGAAAAUCUUGAUAGACAUCAUUGGAGUGGACUUUGCCUUCGCAGAACUCUGUGUCGUCCCCUUGCGUAUCUUCUCCUUCUUCCCGGUUCCAGUCACUGUGAGGGCCCAUCUCACCGGGUGGCUGAUGACACUGAAGAAGACCUUUGUCCUGGCCCCCAGCUCUGUGCUGCGGAUCAUCGUCCUCAUCACCAGCCUCGUGGUCCUGCCCUACCUGGGGGUACACGGAGCCACCCUGGGCGUGGGCUCCCUCCUCGCGGGGUUUGUGGGGGAAUCCACCAUGGUCGCAAUAGCAGCAUGCUACGUCUAUCGGAAACAGAAAAAGAAGAAGGAGAACGAGACAGCCGCUGAGGGGGAAGACUCUGCGAUGACAGACAUACCUCCAGCGGAGGAGGGGACAGACGUCGUGGAAAUGAGAGAGGAAAAUGAAUAAGGCACGGGACGCCUGGGCACUGCAGGGACGUUGAGAUGACACUUAGCAUCAUCUCCUCUCCCAUCGUGUUUUGUUCUGUUUCUGGUUUUGUUUCUGUUUUGGUGAUGAAAGAGGCCUUGAUCUAAAGGUUUCAGGUAAACUCUCUGGCAUACUGGGUAUGCUCACACUGAUGUGGGGACCUAAAGAAUGGUCUUUGCCAUCGCUUUGUAAAAACAAACAGAACAAUUGACUUCAUGCCCCUGCUUCAUGAAAUCUCAGAAGACAUCGCUGCCUCAUAGUCCAGGUUGUCUCCUCCUCCCUCGGACAAUCUCCACUUGGAACCAAAGGACUAGGCUGUGCCAUCCACCACUCCUCGGCCACCACUGCCCAUCAGGCCACGGACUUUACCCGGUCCCCUUGCAUCUCUUAAGAAUCAACUCAGCUUUCUUUGAUUGGCUUCCCGGUAACAUGGCUGUACAAAGAGAUGUAACCCCAGUGGCCUUCCACCCUGGAGUCACAAACUGUCUGCUACCCAUGUGCCGUGGGUCAGCGACAGGCUACAGCCCGAAGUGGCCGUUCACACUGAGGAAUGGCUUUGGGAACGUGCUGGACGGGCGGAUGGAAAUAAUCUCCCGUAGGAAGGUUUGAGAUGCCAUGGGAGUAGCGCACGGACACGCUCGAACGCUAGCAUUUCACCUCGCCUCACAUGUUCCUAGAUUUGAGCGAGCGCUUGCUUUUCAUGCCCUGCCGUAUACAUACAUGAGCUAACUUUUUAAAGUUGUCCCAAAAGCGCAUCUCCACACCUCAGCCUCCUUGGCAUGACUUCCCCUGAAGGCUUGUUUUUUGCUCACCUUUCCUGAAGAUGGCACUAGAGCAAGUGAAAUGGAGCAUUCUAACUUUACAUUUUAGUUUUUAAAGGGAACUGAAGCUUUAAGUCAUAAUCUAGCAUUCUAACGCCAGGUUGCCGUAUCGUAACUGUUGAAGUAGAUUUAUUACCUGGUCUGCCGUUCUUAGUCCUAACCAUGCGGUACAGGUAAUCCAGAGUGAAUUUCGGUACUCCCCUCUCACGCCACACAACAAAGCAAGACAUUUUAUAAACAAGAGCAAAGUCACUAUAUGAUAUUCCCUGAAAUGACACAUUUGAAAUCCAUUUAGUGCAGUAUAUUUUUCUAAGUUUUGGAAAGCGGGUUUUUUCUUUAAAAAAAUCAUGGACACGGUUCACUAAAUUCUUGAUUUAGUCAAAAAUCCUAGACUGAAAGAACCUAAACACAAAAAAUAUUUUAAAGAUAUAAAUAUGUACUGUAUAUGUUAUGUAAUUUAUUUUAGGCUAUAAUACAUUUCCUAUUUUCGCAUUUUCAAUAAAAUGUCUCCAAUAAAAUACAGGGAUUGCUAGUGUGCUCAACAUACCUGUGGUUGGAACGUAUUGUAUCGAUGAACAUUGUAUCUUAUUUGCAGCUGUUUUACAGAGUCUGUCAUUUGUAUUUAAAUGUAAGGAUCAGUAAAUGGCAAGAGAACCAUUUUCCAUUAUGGGUAAUGGGUAUAAAUGGGUCGGCUGGUGUGGACAAUAGUAAGAAUGGAAAUAUACAUGGAAAGAGCAAGAAAGAAAAGGGCAAGUUUUUCUGUUUAUUGUUUUCAGUGCUAUGUAAUCAUAUUGUUCCUCACAGAAAAAGAAUGUAAGGGCAGAAAGUCAGCCAUGAACGUCACAGGGUUGCAUUCACUUUUCUGGACACCCAGGGACCCUCGGGUGUGCCCACCACCGGGACAAAUCCUCACGUGCUUCCUCUGAGCAGUUUCUCCUCCAUAUAUAUGAGUGCUGAAAAUUAAGAUGCAUAGCUUUGGGGUGGUCUCAGGGGCAGAUCUGAGAAGAUGGGG
Molecule: messenger RNA, 3683 nt
Organism: Ceratotherium simum simum (southern white rhinoceros)
Lineage: Eukaryota; Metazoa; Chordata; Mammalia; Perissodactyla; Rhinocerotidae
Gene: ANKH
Product: ANKH inorganic pyrophosphate transport regulator
Biological process (GO): phosphate ion transmembrane transport
Cellular component (GO): plasma membrane
Molecular function (GO): phosphate transmembrane transporter activity
Source: RefSeq, a predicted model, not a curated record